AUGACAGGAUCCAGUUUCCAUCAUUCUACAGAAACUAUCCCCAAUGAAGAGGCAGAAAUUGAUGGGAUUGUGCAGAUACUGAAGCACUUUGGCUGGAAAUGGGUCGGACUCAUUAUAUCAGAUGAUGACACUGGAUACAGAGCCCAGGAAAGGAUAAGUACAGCACUUUCCACUUAUGGGGGCUGUUUAGCUUUCACUACUGUAUUUAGAGACAUAUAUUUCAGCUACCAUCAUGCAGAAGAGAUUGCCCAGCCAAUCAGGAAAACAUCUGCUCAUAGUUAUGGUUUUCAGACAUCAAAAAUUAAAACCACAUUUAAUGGAUCGUUGACAUUGUUAAUACAGGAAGGAGAGAUUCCCGGCUUUGAGCAGUUUUUCCGUCGAUUUUCUCCUAAUCGCUACAAAGAUGAUUUAACUAUAAAUACCUGGGCAUGGUUAUUUGGCUGCAAUUUUCCAAGACGUGUCCGUGUUAGACUUGAGACAGGUGAAAUGGCUGAAGACUGCACAGGGAAUGAGACUCUCAGUGAUGCAGAUUUAUCAGUGUAUGGGAAUCACAAUUACAGAGUCACUUAUAGAGUUUACACUGCAGUCUAUGCACUGGCACACGCCCUGCACAAUCUCUACUCUGCUCAGCCACCGACUAACCAACACUUAAACAAAUUAAAAAGUUUGACAGCAAAAAUAAAGCCAUGGCAGCUAAAUAAAUACAUCCGUAAUUUGACUUUUACAACAUCUACUGGUGACACCAUCUUCUUUAAUGACAAUGGAGAGCCCCCUUUUGCUUUUGAUAUAGUCAAGUGGUUUUUCCUGCCAAAUGAUCGAGUUAUGAGACAAAAGAUUCCUACAUCUCAAUGCAAUGAACCCUGUUCCCCAGGAUACAGGAAAUCUAAAAUAGAAGGAAAACCAUUGUGUUGUUAUGACUGUAUCAAGUGUGCAGAUGGAGAAAUGUCCAACACAACAGAUGCAGCAAAUUGUGUGAGAUGUUCUGCGUUUCAGAAGUCUAAUAAAGAGAGAACUGAAUGUCUCCUUAAACCUGUAAACUUUCUUUCCUAUACAGACACCAUGGGGGCCAGUUUUACUUCCAUUGCCUUGAUCUUCUUCAUCACAGCUUGCACAGUUUUUGGAAUCUUUGUGAAAUAUUGGGGCACUCCGAUAGUGAAAGCUAAUAACCAACAUCUCAGUUGUAUCCUCCUCAUCUCUCUCAUGUUGUGUUUCCUCUGCACUUUAUUAUUCAUUGGACGCCCAACACAGAUAUGUUGUCUUCUCCGACAAGUAACAUUUGGGAUUGUAUUUACUAUUUCUGUUUCAUCUGUGUUGGCUAAAACUCUCACAGUUAUUAUUGCCUUCAAUGCCACUAAGCCUGGGAGCAAGCUGAAGAAGUAUGUAGGAACCAAAGUGCCCAUUGUAUUAGUUAUAAUAUGCACUCUGGGUUCAUCUGUAAUCUCUGCUGUGUGGAUGGCUUCUCACCCACCCUUUUUUGAGGCUGAUACAUUUUCAGAAACGGACACAGUUAUUUUAAUGUGUAAUGAAGGAUCUGUAUCCCUUUUCUUUUGUGUUAUUGGAUAUAUAGGAACAUUGGCCCUACUAAGUUUCAUUGCUGCAUUUCUAGCCAAGGAUUUCCCUGACCGAUUUAAUGAGGCUAAAAACAUCACUUUCAGUAUGUUGGUGUUCUGUAGUGUGUGGGUGACAUUUGUCCCUGCAUACCUGAGCAGUAAGGGGAGUAGAAUGGUGGCUGUUGAGAUAUUUGGCAUCUUAUCCUCUAGUGCUGGAUUAUUGGGCUGUAUAUUUGUCCCUAAAUGUUAUAUUAUUUUUCUCCGAUCUGAAUUAAACACAAGAACAUUUUAGAUUAACCACUUUGCUUAUCCUCCUUCAGCACAAUAUUCAUGCCUUUAUAGGUACCCUAGAAAAAGCAAAAAUAGUAAAAUUAUAUUUUAUAGACAAGAAUGUUCCUAUACAGAUGGAGCAAAGU
Molecule: messenger RNA, 1966 nt
Organism: Xenopus laevis (African clawed frog)
Lineage: Eukaryota; Metazoa; Chordata; Amphibia; Anura; Pipidae
Product: vomeronasal type-2 receptor 26-like
Exons: 5
Coding region: 1-1842 (613 amino acids)
Source: RefSeq, a predicted model, not a curated record